Betta splendens (Siamese fighting fish) is the source of this 1147-nucleotide messenger RNA. Its product is annotated as microfibril-associated glycoprotein 4-like. The record is from RefSeq and is a predicted model, not a curated record. The transcript is spliced from 6 exons. NCBI's taxonomy places the organism in Eukaryota, Metazoa, Chordata, Actinopteri, Anabantiformes, Osphronemidae. Gene Ontology annotation, biological process: elastic fiber assembly. Bases 140 to 859 code for a protein of 239 amino acids.
ACGAAACAGUCUGUUACUUAUUACAUCAACGGGGGAAACACUGAGUGUUGUAACAGGCAGAGGAGCUCUAGAAUAAAAAGGUCCUGUUUGUGUCUGAAACACGUCUUUGUUACAACUCUUCUUCUGAAGCUGCUGGAGGAUGAUGCUCAGCGUUGUGCUAGCGGUGCUGCUGCCGGUAGCAGCCCAUCAGUCCCCUCUGCCCACUGACUGUAGUGACGUGUACAGAGCCGGGUCGGGCCGGGACGGCGUCUACACCAUCUACCCAGCAGGCUCCACCUCCCCUGUGCAGGUCUACUGCGACAUGAGCAAGGACGGCGUCGGCGACUCGGCUGAAAAGUGGACGGUCAUUCAGAGAAGACAAGACGGCACAGUGAACUUCUUCAUGAGGUGGGAUCACUACAAGUCUGGAUUCGGCAGCGCUGCUGGGGAGUACUGGCUGGGUCUGGAGACCAUGCACCUGAUGACCCAGGCCAAGACCUACGAGCUGCGGGUGGACAUGGAGGACUUCGAAGGACAGAAGGUCUACGCUCUCUACUCCUCCUUCUCUGUGGGGCCCGAGUCUGAGGGAUACAAGCUGAACCUGGGGAGUUUUGUGAGGGGAACAACAGGCGACUCUCUGAGUCUACACAACGGGCAGAAAUUCACCACGACCGACAAAGAUCAGGACACGCAUGGCUCCAACUGUGCCAGGCUGGCGUUUGGAGGAUUCUGGUACGCAGCGUGCUUCGGCGCCAACCCCAACGGGAUCUACACCUGGGGACCGUCCCCUAAUGCAGCCGGUGUGCAGUGGGUGAGCUUCAGAGGGGUGGAGUACUCCCUGAAGACCAUGGUGAUGAAGAUCAGGCCUGCUGCUCAGUGAAUGAGUCAGGAUGAUCCCAUCACUUCUAGUCUGUUUGUUUGUUUAUUCAGCCUGGAUGUGGAAAUUAGAAAUAUGCAGCGUUUUCACUCCCACACAGACAGUCCUGCUGCUGUGAAUCGCUAAAGGUCCCGUCCAGUUUAAAAACUAAGCGACUAAACAGGCGAUGUGUGAUGUGUCUAAUGUAUUAGCAUCAUGAGUGACAGGGGAAAUGUUUUCACAGAGGCAGACGGUCUAGAAGCUGAAUACAGUACGGUCGACAUCACAUAAAUAAACACAUCACACGUUGAA